This is a messenger RNA of Eruca vesicaria subsp. sativa (arugula), 1578 nucleotides long. The record is from the annotation of a GenBank genome assembly. NCBI's taxonomy places the organism in Eukaryota, Viridiplantae, Streptophyta, Magnoliopsida, Brassicales, Brassicaceae.
AUGACGAGAUCGAAAUCACUUCCGAUUAAGUCUCCGCGCAACUCUCUCGAUCCUUAUCCAUCUCCCGCACCACUUCCGGAGGAGGAAGCUAAUCAAAGAGCUGGUGGCUCUGGAGUUAGCAACAAACGCUAUGGUCCACAGAGUGAUACUGAUGUUGAGGUUGUUACAGAUACUUUUGAGGGAAGGAAUAUGCAACGCAAGAAGCGUCACUGUCUUGGGACAAGUGAGACUGAUAGAGAAGGAUCUCAGCCGUUGGAGUUAGAGGCUUGCAUUGUAUGUGAUAUUUCAGAUGAAUUGGUGUCUAGGUGUUCUGGGAGUGAGUGUCUUCUUUGGUUUCAUGGGGAGUGUUUGGAUGCUGAGUUUGGUAGUAGUGGUGGUGAGGAUCCUGAAAAUUUGUACUGUCCUUAUUGCUUGUUUAAGAUUCUAGCAGUGAGAUCUAUACGGUUGAAAGAGAAGGCUGUUGAAGCGGAGAUGGCGGUGUUUAAGUAUCUAGACAAAGAGAUGGGAAACAAGGGAGAGGUGGAGGAGAGUGUUUUAAAAGGUCAAGAGGAUGCAAUGGACACCACAGACAUUGUAAGUGGUCAAGAGUUAGAAGGAGAGAAGGGUGCGUGUUCAUCAAAAGUGGAACGAGUGCAACUUGGUGAGAAGGAUUUUGAUGAAUCAAGAGGUGAGAACAUGGAAUUGGUUGAGGAAAACAAUCAAUCAGAAGCGGAUAAAGAGAAGCAUACUGAUAAACCAGAUGGUAAAGUGAUAGAGGAGGUUGAAGAUUCAAAUGACGAAGAGAGGGCGGCAGCAGCUACAGAAAAUUUUCAAGACGCUGAGGAUUACAAAACGGCUGAAGAUAAAACUAAAGCUAAUACAGGUGGAGAGAAAUGGGGAGAUGCUUCACUGUUUUUGUCUAUGCAAGAAACGUUCUCAGUAAAAGAACACGAUCUGGUCCAACAGAACGAGAAGCGGAGAAGAAAAAGACGGUUAAUAUUGAAUGCUUUUGAUAGUGAUGUCUCAUCAAAUGGAUCAACUAACGAACCAAAUGGAGAAGAUGCAGCUGAGAAAGUGACUUCAUUGGCUUUAGAAGUAACCUCCCCGUCAGGGAAGAUGAAGAAUCAGCAGAGAGAACAUAGCAGAACAACCAAAGUGGAUAACUCAAAAACAGCGAGGUUGGACAUUUCGAUAUUUCAGAAUCAGAAAAGGAGGCUAUUGUGGACGCCUGAAGAAGAAUACAUGCUGAAGGUGGGAGUGGAGAAAUUUGCAGCAGAAUCAAAGAGGAACAUGCCAUGGAGGAAAAUUCUGGAAAUGGGACAGAAGGUGUUCCAUGAAACACGUGCUCCAGCUGAUCUCAAGGACAAAUGGAGGAACAUGAUUGGUGCAAGAUUAGGGAAAAAGAACAAACAAGACAGCACACAAAUCUCUGGUAUGUAAUCGAUAAUUGGUGACUCAGUUAGGAGAUGAUGAAUGAAGGCUUAGUGAAGAAGAAAUGAGAUUUGAGCUGUAUAUAGACAAAAACAAGAUAUGGUUUCUACUUUAAGACCUCCUAGUCCUUUGUUCUUGAAUGCUAUUAGUUAAGAAAGUUAAAUUUAG